CUAGCAGUCGUUCGAGAGGCGACGCCAUCGUCGGGGGUACACGCGAUACACAUAGACUCGACACCGAAGCGUAUGCCAUAUAGUAUAUAUCGGUAUAUCGACGAGAGACAGACGACUCGAUGGGGUAAAUUCUUGUUAAAGUGCUAAUAAAUUGACUGCCUGCCGCCGCGCAGCAUUUCGCUUUGCACGACAAAUAUCGGUACGGUACGGAUUUCCAUUGCGUUAUGAAAUCCCCCAAACAGUUGCCGGCGCGCAAAGGAAGCAAAGCAAAGCAAAGCAAAUCAAAGCAAAGAGGCGUGUGAACUAUGGCCUUUUGUUGUAGGGCGCGCUGAUAAACAGUAAAACUAUAACGUCGUGGAGCCUCCACUAAAGAUAGUGCAUAAGUACUAUGUAAAAGAAAUCGCACUCAGAUUCGGAUUCGGAAUCACCCCCGCCAACAAAGUCCAGUCAUCGUUCGUUCGCGUCUAAAGUUCUUCUCUCUCGGAUUGCCUCUCCCUCUCCCUCUGCCUCUCUGUAAUUUGUAUUUACUUUUCGAUUGUGCUUUUUAUUGUUUUUCUUUUUUACACAUUGUCACAGUCGGCAGUCGGCCGUGUAGACCGUGUACAGUGUGCCGAGCCGUACAAUUAGAUGUACAUAAAUUUUACGGGGCACAGAGUUCUGUUCAAAAGUAAUAGCCUGCCUGGGGAGCCUGCUCCCAACCCCCUCACCACCCUUUUUAAGCUCUGCGCGAAAGAGUAAUACCAUAUUUGGACGGACGGACGGACGGACGGGUCUCGCGUUUCGUUGCGAUUCGCUGAUCGCGCGAAGAGUUUGAGAGCAAUUUCUGUGCUGUUCAAACUGUAGGCCCGUAGAGCCCACUUUGUGCGCAAUAAUGGGUCGAAAAAAAGUGGAGUACCGUGUCAAACAGACGCCCACGCGGCCACUGCAAAUGUCCAAUGCCCGCAUUGGGGCCCUCGAGGAGGACAUGGCGCCCGAGGAUGAGCUGGCCGCCCACUAUGCGGAAUUCGGCACAACGCCACCCCGCACACGGCUCAAGAUCAAGAAUCGAGACUGGGAGCGCAAGCAGAAGGUGUCCAAUGUUGCGGCUUCCCCAGAUCUGCCUGCCAGCGUGGGGGGCACGCCCAAGAAGGGAAUGUCGCGGAUGGCUCGAUCGCGGGUCCUGCGCCGCAACACCAUGGACUGUGCCCUGCUCAACGAGAUGUUCGUGAACGAGGAGAACAAGCGGACGGACAAGCGGCUGCAGUCGCUGCUGCGCGACUCGGAGCGGGAGAUGAAGAACUCGCUGGCGACAACGGCCGUGGCGCCGCCACGGGGCAGCAGCUUCCAUGAGAGUGUCCAUCCGCUGGAGUCGCUGGACAAGAUCAUGCCGCUCAGCUCGGAGGCGAUGCCGGCGCCACUGCCGCUGCGCAUUGCCUCCAAGGUGGUGGAGAGCUGCAACCGGUAUCGUUGUGUGUCCUCGCGACCCAUUGGCUACCGCUCGUCGGCGCCGCCGCUGGCCUUUGCCGCCCAGCUGCCGGCAGGUCUACUGAGCGGCUGCCAUGGGAAGCAGCAGACGGUUGGGCUGGGCAAGCGGAAGGACUUCCACGAGACGUUUGCCAACCUGAUCAAGCUGGGCAGUGUCGACCGGCAGGAUGCGAAGCCGUCGCAGGAGGAGCACACCUGGCAGACGGAGCUAAAGGAUCUCAUAUGGCUGGAGCUGCAGGCCUGGCAGGCCGAUCGCACCGUUGAGCAGCAGGACAAGUACCUGUUCGAGUCCCGCCAGGGCGUCUCUGAUCUGCUCACCCAAAUCAUCAGCUACAAAUUCCAGCCGCGGUAUCGCCGUGAGCCGAGCCUGAUAAGCCUCGACAGUGGCAUCCAUUCCGAGAGCAAUUCCAAUGCCAGCUCUCCAUUGCCCAGCAAACUGUGCCAGGGAUGCAUGUCGCUGUACUGCAAGGACUGCAUGGAACAGCAGGAGCUGGCGCUGCGCGAAGUGGAGGGCAUGCUGACACGACUGGAGGCCGCCGAAGCGCUCUAUCCCUCGUCGCAGGCCAUGGGCGCCCUGCAUCCCAUAUACAAGUCGCAGAGCUUUGUGGGCCGCAUCAAGUCCAUGUGCCUGUGGUACAACAUAACCAAGCAGAACAAACUGAAGCUCAGUAUUUUGGGCAUGAUUUUGGCCAGGCUGCAGGACGAAAAGUUUUCAUGGCCCGUGCAAACUGCGUGCCCCGCUGCCUCGGACAGCGGCAACUCGUCCGCCUCGGGCGUGGAUAAUGAUGAUUCGGCGGUGAAUUCGAUGGACUCGGCCAAGCCGCCCAGCUGUCCAGUUGCGCGCAAGGGCUGCCGCAACGGUAGCGUCACAUCCAGUCAUAAGGUUCAGUUCAUGCUGAACGACGCGGCCCACGUGCCCGGCGAGACGUCCAGCAGCAACGAAUCCACGUCGACUGAGGUCAGCCAGUUGUCCGGCGAGUGUCUGCACGGUCAUGGAUUGCGCAAGGGAUCCAUGCACGACAUCAAUAUCUUCAGCGUUGAGCCACUGGGCACCUGCAGCAACGAUGUCAGCGGUGGCGAUGGCUCAUCGGCCCUGUACCGAAAGUUCAUUGAGAAUGUGCUGAAGAGCCGGGGACUGGCCAAGUCGCUGGCAUUCCUGCACAAGCUGCACAAUGUGGCGCUGUACAAGGCGCACAUUGCACUGGAGAAGCCGGGCGCCGAGGACUUUGACUUUGAGCUGGACGCGGAGGCGAUUGAGGAGGAUGUGCCGCGCCUCGAUCCGCAGAUAAGUCGCGAGCAGGUGAUCGAGCUGCGGACAUACGGGUACUGGAGCGAGGAGGCGCAGUCGAUCAAUCUACCCUCAUACAUUCCCACCUUUGUGUUCCUGAGCGGCAUUCCGCUGCAGUUCAUGCACGAGUUUCUGCGCAUGCGCCUGGAGACGCGGCCCGUCCGGCCCAAUCCGCUCAGCCUGGGGCAACUCAUGAAGGAGCUGCGCGAGGGCCUGACCCUGGCUCUGACGCAUCGCGAGCGCUACCAGCGGCACAUUACGACGGCUCUGGUCGAGAACGAGGCGGAGCUGGGCAGCUACAUGUUGAUCCUCAAUCAGUACGAUGCGACGGUGCGCAAGACCUUUGAGCUGUAUCUCGACUACAUCGAUCAGCUGGUGCUGGUGGCCGUGCCGGAGACGAACCAGAAGUCGGUGCUCGAGAAGGAGUGGAUGUUCACCAAGCUGAUCAGUCCCAUGAUCACGGGCAUGCACACCCUGGCCUCGCAGAAGUUCUGCGGCAUCAUCAGCAAGCUGUUGCGCAGCAUCUCGGAGAGGCUGGUGAAGCGCUCCGUCGAGCUGGACCAGAAGAUCGAGGGCACCGCCGACAACGAUGACAACGAGGAGCUCAAGUGGCAGCUGCUCACCAUCUGCCGGGAGACACAGUCGCUGCUCACCGUCGAGCGGGAGCGAUCCAUUAAGGUGCUCUUCUUUGCCAAGACCUUCUGCCGCGACGUCGAGACCACGGACUUUCAUCGGGAGCACUACGAGGACGACGUGGCCAAUCAGCAGCACGAUUUCAUCUGUUCGGACGUGAAGGCGGCCUUCAAGCUGCUGCAGCAGGAUGUGCUCGAUGUGCGCAACAAGCUCACCGAGAUUAUCGAGGGCGUCCAAACACGCUGCUGUCUGAGCAACAUGCGCGACCUGGACGAGCAGGACCGGCAGGCGGUGCUGUCGCGCACCCGCGAGAUACUGCAUCAGGGCUACAAGUUCGGCUUUGAGUACCACAAGGAUGUGAUCAGGCUGUUCGAGCAGCGCAUCAUGGACCAGAAGGACAGUGGAGCGCACACGGUGGACCUGGCACUGGGCAUCAUUACUUACGCCAAGAUGUGGAUGCAUUUUGUGAUGGAGCGUUGCGAACGGGGCCGUGGCAUGCGCCCACGCUGGGCCUCCCAGGGUCUGGAGUUCCUGAUUCUUGCCUGCGAUCCGCAGAUCACCCAGCACCUGGCCGAGCAUCAGUUCGAGGAGCUGAAGCAGCAAAUGGAUCGCUGCAUUUCGCACGUGAUUGGCAUCACCUCGGAGCCGGAGAAGGUGGCCCGCAAGAAGGCAUCGCCACGCACCCGCAAGACCUCAUCGCCGGCCACCUCACGUUCCCGGACGCCCACCCGCACCCCCAUGUCGGCCGGCAUUGUGCUGAACCCCAAUACGCCGCCCCUGCAGUCGCCGCCAUACAACAAACUGCUGCAUCCGCAGUUCAGCCUGAAGGAGGACUUGCUGCAGCAGUCGUCCAACGCGUACAGUUCCGUGGACAGCGGCGACUAUGUGGACACCCCGUGCCGGAGCAGUCCCAACGGGGAGUUGCGCCUGCUGGUGCCACAGACGCCGCCCACGCCGGCCUCCUCGGGAAAGGGCAGCAUUGAGAGCACACCGCUGGCGCUGCGGCAGGAACGGGUGCGCGAUGCCGUCAAUCGACUGGACCUCGAUCUGGAGGAGCAGCUGCGCGAGCGGCGACUGAUUGGCCAGGUCAAGGCCCUAAACUCGUGCGACAAGGUGCACAUCCGUGCGCGCAGCGUCCACUUCCGCUGGCAUCGCGGCAUCAAGAUCGGCCAGGGCCGAUUCGGCAAGGUCUACACGGCGGUCAACAACAACACGGGCGAGCUGAUGGCCAUGAAGGAGAUCGCCAUACAGCCGGGCGAGACGCGGGCCCUCAAGAACGUCGCCGAGGAGCUGAAGAUCCUCGAGGGCAUCAAGCACAAAAAUCUGGUGCGCUACUACGGCAUCGAGGUGCAUCGCGAGGAGCUGCUCAUUUUCAUGGAACUCUGCUCCGAAGGCACCCUGGAGUCUCUGGUGGAGCUGACCGCCGGUCUGCCCGAGGCUCUGGCACGCCGCUUCACCGCCCAGCUCCUCUCGGGUGUGUCCGAGCUGCACAAGCACGGCAUUGUGCAUCGCGACAUCAAGACGGCAAACAUCUUCCUUGUCGAUGGCAGCAACAGUCUCAAGCUGGGCGACUUCGGUUCCGCCGUCAAGAUCCAGGCACACACCACCGUUCCCGGCGAACUGCAGGGCUACGUCGGCACGCAGGCCUACAUGGCCCCAGAGGUGUUUACCAAGACGAACAGCGAUAGCCAUGGCCGUGCCGCCGAUAUCUGGUCCGUGGGCUGUGUUGUUGUGGAGAUGGCCUCGGGCAAGCGUCCGUGGGCACAAUUUGAUUCCAAUUUCCAAAUCAUGUUCAAAGUGGGCAUGGGCGAGAAGCCCAAGGCGCCGGAGAGCCUAUCGCAGGAGGGACACGACUUUGUCGAUCAUUGCCUGCAGCACGAUCCCAAGCAGCGUCUGACGGCCAUGGAGCUGCUGGAGCACAAUUUCUGCAAGUAUGGCCGGGACGAGUGCAGCAGCGAGCAGCUGCAGAUGCAGGUGCGUGGCUCCUUUCGUCGCAACGUGGCAACCAGCUAAUCGUGGCCCCGUGCUUCUUACAGUACGAUUAUAGAACGGAAAUCUAUAACUUGGCCUACCCCUACAUAUGUAUGUACACUGUACAGUGUGAGGCAUAUGUAAACGGGUGUGCACUUUGUGUAGUGUUUUAAUUUAUGUGAGUGUCGAUUAACUUAAUGGCUGCGCCUAGUUGUAUGUUGGACAAUAAAUAUGCCAAUUUAGUGAAAAGCCAAAA
This is a messenger RNA of Drosophila obscura, 5612 nucleotides long. RefSeq names its product mitogen-activated protein kinase kinase kinase 4 (gene Mekk1). Lineage: Eukaryota; Metazoa; Arthropoda; Insecta; Diptera; Drosophilidae. The record is from RefSeq and is a predicted model, not a curated record. Gene Ontology annotation, molecular function: ATP binding; protein kinase activity. The transcript has 8 exons. Gene Ontology annotation, biological process: MAPK cascade; protein phosphorylation. The coding region runs from base 872 to 5398 and encodes 1508 amino acids.